This is a messenger RNA of Aquila chrysaetos chrysaetos, 6576 nucleotides long. RefSeq names its product GEM interacting protein (gene GMIP). Gene Ontology annotation, biological process: signal transduction; negative regulation of GTPase activity; activation of GTPase activity. The transcript has 21 exons. Gene Ontology annotation, molecular function: GTPase activator activity. Lineage: Eukaryota; Metazoa; Chordata; Aves; Accipitriformes; Accipitridae. Bases 2160 to 5201 code for a protein of 1013 amino acids. Gene Ontology annotation, cellular component: plasma membrane. The record is from RefSeq and is a predicted model, not a curated record.
CCCAUGACCAGUGCCGAUCUGACUGCACCGGCAAGUGGAGAGACUGCUGCUACAGCUUCCCUCCGGUUAGAGAACCACGUUAUUAUGCUGUAUACAGCUCUGUGUUACCUUGGAAGAUGAGCCAUUUCUCAAGAAUUCCCGUACUUCCCUUUUGUGAGCCUCUGAUCUGCAAAAGAAAGUUUAGGGUCUUACCACCUCCACUUUUACCCCCCCUGCAAAAAACCCCAACCAAAAAAGGACAUACUCAUUCAGCCAGAAUGUCUAGGAAACAGUCUCAUGAGACUGGCAAUUGGGAUCCUGAGUUACAUUUCUGGUAAAUAAGGAGCCACCCCCCUUGCUUUGUGUUGGCUUUCAUUAGCUUUUUUUAACAUGAUUAAUUGGAGGGGUGUUGCUGUACUAUGUUGCAAUCCUUUUGGCUAUAAAUUCCUUUACACUAGAAAAACACUUUUUAUAGCACUUAUCUGUAAGUAAAGCACUUUGCAAAUAGGGCAUGCUAAUUAUACUAAACAUACUUGUAAUUACACUGACUGAACACACAAAACUGAGGCACAGGCUAGGGAAGAUUUGAUAGGAGAAACUCAUCACUCUGCCCUUCCGCUGAUCCCAGCAGCACUUUGCCAUGGUUAUGCAUCCCAGGUCUCCUGCUUUCUUCUAAAAGUCAACCAUUACCUCCAGAGUCUGAGCAGAAACUGUCACACGCGCCACUUUCACUUAAGCCUGAAACAUUCAACACUGAAGGCGUAACUCCGAGAUUCUAGGAUUUUUUUUUUUUUAAUUAAACAAGUGUUAAUGAUAGGAGGAUCAGCUGAAUCUUAACUCUGACUCAUUUCUGGCUGUAGUUAGUGGGACAGAAGAGCCUGUAGAUUUGCCUGCCACAAAGUCUGUGGUGCAAGCGCAGGGGGAGAUUUCACACUAGAAAUUUAGCAGCAUUAUUUGAGUCUCCAGCAGAUGCCGAGGAAAGGGAAACUGUUUCUUGCGAGUCCAGGGCCACAAGCAUACUUUUUGGUUGCAUAAGAAAACAUAGGUUUUUUAAAUAUUCAUUAUUUAGCAGAGAAAAAAUCAAUGGCUUCACUGCUGAGCACAAGUUUGUUUGUUGACUGUGACAUUUUUGCUGUCAGUUUCUCUAGUAUUUGCAAAAGAAAAAAGUUCACUUCAGUUUCUGCUCACUUUGAUCUAUAAUCUUUGAAUAAAUGUUUUCUAUUUCCCAUAGCAGAGUUUCAUCACUAAAUCACCACCAGUAUUCCAAAACUGAAGGCAAAAUUCACCAAUUUUAAAGAUGGCAACGCUAGCUACAUGCUUGCAGCCAGUAAAUCAAUUGCUUGUGAGCUGAAGCAUAUCGUACAGCGCGAGGGGCAGUCGGAUUUAAAGCCUUACAUCCCAGUCCAUGGUCUAGAGAAUGCUCCGAGGCUGAAAAACGUCUUGAUGCAAGCGACGGCUUUUUCCCUAACUCAUCAAACACUUACAGAAUCAGGGCUUGUUUUUAUUUAAGAAGCAAACCAUUAAAAGUUCAGAUUUCGGUUUUGCUGAGCAGAAGUCAAGAAAGACUGUGAUCUCCGAGAAGGCUCCAUUACACCCACGCGCCGGCGAAGAGAGCAGAGAAACGGUGGCUCGGGCAAGGACCACUGCUGGCCCAUCCCUGCCCAAGAUGCUCAUCCUUUUCCUUCCUCUGUCCCCUCUUUUAACCUAACAGCCCUUUCCCCUCACCACCAGCGGUUUCUCAGUAGUUCAGUGUAUUUGGAAGCAUGGGUGUUUCUUAGGAAGCAGAGAGUGCUGUCCAGGUAGAAAAACUGGGGCUGCUGUGAUAGCUGCAAGCACUGAAGCCAGGAGGACUCAGAAACGGUCCCUUCUUUGCUAUUUACCAAGACGCAUCUGAGUUAUGCAAAUUUCAUGAUCAAACAAAUGUACGCUGCACACUGUUUCCUUACACGGAAGCGUGUCUGCAGGAAGCAGAUUUGGCUACAGCAGCCGCACUCACCGACGGGCGCUUCUGCCAGUUAAUUUGGGCAGGUCGUCUUCACAUGCAGCUAUCAUGGGCCUUUGGAUAAUUUCUUCACAUCUGAUCUGACCAAGAACUUGUGUUUUACUUAAUUCAGCUGUGAUUCAAAGCUGGGUAAUUUGGGAUUCUGCUGCUUUCAGACCAAAACACUGAAGAUUCAGCCAUGGGAGACCCAGAACCAAGUGGUCUGGACAAUCAAGAGAGGACACCUGAAAAUAGGAAGCGGUACAGUGAGAUAUUCCGGAGCCUGGAUGCCAUAGAAAUCUCAAUUGGAAAUGCGACAGUUGAUAUGUUCGUUGGUGAUGCUGACAGCACUGAUGACACAGACCUGACCACAGAAAAAGAGGUUGUUCCGCUGAGUGAAAGUUUCUGCAAGAGCAAAACCAGUUCAGAGAGACAAGUGCAGGCAGACAUAACAGUUCAGGAGGCAGACGAAAUGCUGAUAAAAUGUGAAGGUGGCAUUGAUGCAGCCCUCGAAUAUGCCAAAAUGUGGUGUAAAUAUGUCAAAGAGCUUCUCAGCUGGAUUGAAAAACGUCUGAGUUACGAGACAGAGUUUGCCAAAGGGAUGGUGAAGAUAGCAGAAUCAGGACGAAACGCCAUCUUCCAACAGUACCACAUGCCUCUUCGGGCGCUCUAUAUGAUGGUCCUGGAACAUGACAUAAAGGUUGGAAAUUCAGCUACUGAGACUGCAGGAUUGCUCCAACAGAAGGAAUUCUACCAGCCUCUGUCAGCUAAGAAGAAUGAAAUUGAGAAAUGGAGGAAAGAAUUCAAAGAUCAGUGGACAAAGGAACAAAAGAGAAUGAAUGAGUCCUUGUCAUCCCUGCGCAAGUCCCGCCUGCAAUACAUCCAGCGCUGCGAGGAGCUGGAGAAAGCAAAGCACUUGAGUGCCAAGGCAGAGGACGAAUACCAGAGCGCAGCUAUCACCAACCCCGGCAGCGCCAACAAGCAGCUGGAGAAGCGACGCCGUUCUUGCGAGGAGGCACAAGCCAAGGUUCAGGAAGCAGAAGCUUUGUACAAGAUGUGCAUCAGCGAUGCCAACUUUCGGCGACAAGAACUGGAGAAAGUGCGAGCACGGAUCGUCUCGCAUAUUCGGAAGCUCAUUUACCAAGGGGAUGAGGUGCUGACGUGGGUCACUUUAAGGAUGUUCAAGCAGCGGCAGACUCAGUCAGAACAGAUUCCAGUGGGAUACGAGUACCUGUCCGAGGUCUGCAAGCCAUACAAAGCAGGCGAGAAAUACCUGGAAUUCAUUCAGGCUCUGCAGAAGAAAGACAUUCAUAUGGAAGUGUUUGAAUUCGAGCCAUUCGCUUCCGGAGGGCAGAGGUCCCCUCCCAGCGGCAAAAAGAAGAUGGCAUUGCAUUACACAGGACCCUCUUCUGCAGCAAAGGACACAAGCAUGCCAGAAGAUACAUCCAGAAAACAGUUCUCCACAAACGGUGAACACAGUGCAAACAAAUCCCUCUGCAGCGACACAGAAAGCCUUGGUGGGAGUUGUGAAUCCCGGUCCCUGGACUCUCCCAAUUCUAGCCCAGGAAACUCUAAUAGGAAAUUGUUGAAAGCUCCAUCCACCAGCACCAUGUCCUCCUCAGAUGAUUUUGAAGAGAGAGAUUCCUUGCAAACUUUUGAAAAUGAAAAUGGUACAUCCCAGCAGCAGUUUAAGAACAUCCUCCUCUCCAGUGCAGCGCAGACCCACCGGCUCCGGAAGCUGCGGGGACCAUCCAAAUGCAGGGAGUGUGACACUUUCAUGGUCAGCGGCUUCGAGUGUGAGGAGUGCUGCCUAGCCUGCCACAAGAAGUGUCUCGAGAACCUGCUCAUCACCUGCGGCCACAAGAAGUUGCCCAACCGAGUACCUCUUUUUGGCAUUGACUUCACGCAGGUUCCUCGAGAUUUCCCAGAGGAAGUUCCCUUCAUAGUGGUGAAAUGCACCUCAGAAAUUGAAGCCCGUGCCCUUGGGGUGCAGGGGAUCUAUCGGAUAAGUGGAUCCAAAGCCCGGGUGGAAAAGUUGUGCCAGGCGUUCGAGAACGGACGGAGCCUGGUGGAGCUCUCCGAGCACUCCCCCCACGAUAUCACUGGGGUCCUGAAGCAUUUCCUGAAGGAACUCUCGGCACCGGUGCUGCUGUCCCACCUCUACAAUGAUCUUAUUGCACUUGCCAAAGAUUUGCAAAAACCUGGGGAGGAAAAGCUGGACUGUGCAGGCUUCCCUUCCGAUCCCAUCCAGAGCAUGAAGGACUUGCUGAGCAAAUUGCCUGGAAGCAACUACAACACUCUGCGACACCUCAUUGCACACUUGUACAGGGUGGCAGAGAAAUACGAAGAGAACAAGAUGUCCCCAAACAACCUGGGCAUAGUAUUUGGGCCAACUCUGAUCCGGCCAGGCUCAGGGAGCGAUGUCUCAAUGUCAUGCCUUGUUGACUCUGGGUAUCAAGCCCAGAUUGUGGAGUUUCUCAUUCAGAACUACGAAAGGGUGUUUGGGAUGGAUGACCUGCCUUCAUCCUUAUCCCUUGGAUGUGAAAAUCCUUCGCAAGAAGCAUCGACAGAAAAGGAUGAAGGACCUCAGAGCCCAAACACAGUCCAGACUAUAAACCUAGAGAAUUUCUCCUCCAAGCAUGGUUUAAAUGUGGACUGUGUGUCUGAUAACUCGUCUUCCAGGGAAGCCAUCAAUGAGCUGACUCUGGAGGGAGCCCACAGUCCAUUAAGCACGGAUGCCCUAGAGAUGAAUACAAGUAUUGGCUCGGAGCUGGAGGACCUGGAGGACUCUGUGCAGGAAAAGACAGACAGCGAUUUGGACAUGGUCCUAGGGACCCAGCCCAGAUGCCAUUUCAGCCGACAACCUGUAAAAUAUAUUCGAACACAGACAAAAAUGAAGCCAGUCAUUCCCAAGUCUUCCAAUUUGCCCUUGAGGACUACCACAUUAGCCAACAUGGCAAUGGAGCCUGGUGCAGAAGGGAACCCUACCACCGACAGCAGCUCCCCGACAAAGGACGUCCUGGAGGAGAGCACCAGGAGCAGGAACAGCUUGACUGACACAAGCACACUCAAGCAGCGCUUAGGAGGGAGACAGCAGCUCAAACAUUUUGAGAUCACGCAGGAAACAGCCAGGAUUGUCUCAAAGUUUAAAGUCAAUGACACUUCUGCAUCCCCUGAACCUUUUCUGGAGAGCACAGGAUCUACUGAGAAAGCAGAGGACCUCAACCUGACAUACCUAUAGGAAAAACCCCUAAGGGUAACAGAUAAUAGCAAUGGAAAGGGAGAGAGGACUGAAAUCCCACACCUGCUGAACGAAGGAAUAGCGAUAGUGAGAAUAACAUCCUAUUUGUAUUUACCAUGCAAGCUGGAGAAAAAGCACGUGCUGUGAACUUCCUGGCAGGCUUUCAGCUAACCCAGGAUUUGCUUUUUAUUCAUUAACAAACCCAUAAAAGUGAUAAGAAGCAAGCCCAAUGACUCACUCUCUGGAACAUGCCCUGUUUAGCAUGAAGGACAAUGCGAGAAGUAGAGGGAACACAGAUUGCCUGGCUAGAAAGAUGUCGCCAGGAAGGAGGCAACUGAAACAUAGGACAUUGGACAUAAAACAUUCCCAAAUGGUUAUUUUCUGGCAGCUGCAACAAGCACUGAUUUCUGUCAUUUUUAUUUCACAGCAUUUUUGAGCGUAACUCACUUUUUGAGUGUAAUAGAACAGGGUACACAGGCAAAGCUCAUGUACUCUAGAUCCUUCUGCUUCUGUUGCUGGAGCUUCAACUUGCUAAUCAGCACAAAGCCAUUCCGUAAAGGGAAAAAACACUGCUGUACUCUGAGCUGGAACCCAUUUCUCCAAAACAUUAAUUCUAUUUCCCUCAAAGCACAUUGAGCUUCUGCAAUACUUCCAUGUGAAGCUGCUGCUGUUGUGAAGGCGGCAAAACCCUGAACCCCCAGCAGAGAAGAAGAUUUCUUGGAUCUAAGACCAGGUUGCUCUGACUUGCUGGGUCUCCAUCUCACCUGCCCGUGGGUUGCCCCAAUGCUCCUUUCUGCCUCUCUGCAGCAGAUUUUCUGUCCACCAGAUUUUAACACGAGGACAGGGAGAACUCUGUCCUAUAGUGCCAUCUCGUGACGCAUGCACGGGGAAGACAGGCUUCCUAUACUGUUCACUCCCGGGGAUAAUAGCUUUACGUUAUAGGAUGAGCAGCGUUACAGAUUUCCUUGGUGUUUGGUUGUGUAUACAGCACGAAAGUCAGAUAACAACGUAAAAACUUCUGCACUAGGGCAAAUUUCAGUGAUUACCGUCAGCUGCAAAGACACUAGGAGAUGUAUAAAGGCAUCAGAGCUAAAUGCUAAAGGAAAAUAUUACACUUUCCCCAAAUAGCUCAAGACGUUAAGCAAACUACUUCACAAAUUUCUUUCAUCUCAUCAACAGACUACGUUCUGGUCCUGUUUCUUAACAAGGCUGUAAAAGAAAUGCUAAGGAUCUAUUCUUAGUAUUUGUACGGUUCAGGCUAAAGAGAGUUUGCAUCUCUGGAGUAAUGUAUAUUUGUUAAUAUAGUGCUUUGAAUUCUUGAAUACUAAAUUAUCUUUUACUGUAGAAGUUCUGUAAUAAAUUACUGUGUGUUUUA